This is a messenger RNA of Ylistrum balloti, 798 nucleotides long. RefSeq lists its product as uncharacterized. Bases 30 to 608 code for a protein of 192 amino acids. The transcript is spliced from 2 exons. The record is from RefSeq and is a predicted model, not a curated record. Lineage: Eukaryota; Metazoa; Mollusca; Bivalvia; Pectinida; Pectinidae.
UGUAUUGGUGAAUAAGGUAAAACAAAAGGAUGACCGAAAACGUUGCUCCAUUUCCUCAGACGAAGAAAAAAGUGCUACUGAUAGGCCAUUCGUUCGCUCGACGUGCGGGAAAGUUGUGUCCUUAUAAAUCAGGGAAUGUAGUUAUCAACACUAGUGGUGUGUCCGGUGGAGGAGUGAAGGACCUGAGUCAUACUUGGGACGAAGUUUGCGAAGAAAUGAAACCGGAUAUAGUUUAUAUCCAAUCUGGUGAAAAUGACAUCGGAACAUUACCAUGGAAAAACAUUGCCGAAGCUCUCUUCCGGUUUGCAGAGACAGUAAGCAGCGAAAAGGUUAAGGUCGUUAUCGGCAGCAAGUUUAAACGAUACAAGUUUAGAAAUCCCGUGAUGAACUUGGCCAAAUAUAAUACGUAUCGAAAACAGAUAAAUAGAUAUCUAAAGGAGAAGUGUCGUGAAACAAAGGGGACGUCGAAACAUGUCUGGUUCUGUAGAAUGUUCAAACCUUACCAGCAAAAGGAUCGAUUUUUGGAAGAUGGUGUCCAUCUGACUCCAGCGACAGAACUACUUUGGGUGAAAAUGAUCGCAACGUAUUGUAAUAAGAAAUUAACAUAAAAUAUGUCAGUGACUCAUAAUUCCCAUUUUGUCAGUUAAUGUUUGCUCAUGGGUUGCCGUUCUGUUGGAAAUUGAUCCGUGGAACUCGUUUGCUUUAAUGGAUUUCUCCACAAGAGACUCGGCCUAUUUGCCAUUUUUCAUUGUUAUUUCGUUUGUUUAUCCGUAUAAAAAAUAAAAUGAAAUAAGUUCU